Molecule: messenger RNA, 2739 nt
Organism: Daphnia magna
Lineage: Eukaryota; Metazoa; Arthropoda; Branchiopoda; Diplostraca; Daphniidae
Product: carboxylesterase 4A
Exons: 13
Coding region: 566-2293 (575 amino acids)
Source: RefSeq, a predicted model, not a curated record
AAAUAACCUUCUGCUCUUGAGAAAGCAAACUAGUUACUGGCCGUAGUGUUCAUGGUUUCAUCUUUCAUUUCUUACCAUUUGAAACGAUAGUUCACGGACAAUAUUUUUAGUUGGCCAUGUUCGUGUAGCUGAUUUCAGAGAUCUGUACCGAAUAUAACAACAUAAACUGAAAUGGAACAAGUCUUGCCAGCGUUUCAGAUGCACAGCAUGUUUUUUGUUAUGGCUCUCGAGCUCUCUAAUUGCAUGGCAGUGAAAGUGUGGGCUCUCGUGUCGUCAGCUCGUCACCGAUCCGUGGCUUGUUUUAGGGAGUUGGAAUGGUUUCUGGUAAUAGUUUUUAAUGAAGACGGACAAGGCAAUUAAGCAGUGUCCGCAGUGUGAUCGCUUUGAGGACGACUACCAGGAAAAAAGCGAAGUGUUCCAUGUAGCGUGAAGUCUUGCGACAUUUCGUGCUAUAAGACAGAGAUGACGGCUCUUGAACAGUCAGUUGUCGUUAAGUUCAAGAUAACAUAUCUUCUUCCAACGAUUAUUAGACUUGUUGUCAGAGUUCCCAUCAGAAGAAAAACAAAUGGCAUCGAUUGAUGUUUGGAUGUCACUUUUGUCGAUGAUUUGUAUCAUGGUUGCGCCAAAUUGGAGUUUUGAACAAGAUGAGAUAGAAGAUUUCUAUGAAGAAACUGUGGUACUGAAAACAAAGACAGGUUCACUGCGAGGUCAAAAAGAGGUUGUCGAUUUUAAAACAUUCUACUAUUCGUUCAAAGGCAUUAAAUAUGCCAAGGCACCUACAGGAGAAAGGCGUUUUCAGCCUCCAGAAGCAGAGGAACCUUGGUCGGGUAUUCGUAAUGCUUUAAAAGACGGAUAUCUUUGCCCUCAAUUUAACCUGCAAAGCAACAAACCAGUCGGAGAUGAGGAUUGCCUGACACUAAACAUUUAUACGCCUUCUAUACGUGGUUCACGGGCUGUGAUGGUCUUUCUGCACGGUGGGGCCUUUGUGACGGGAGGUGGGGUAUCGUACUUUUUUGGCCCACAGCUUCUGCUGGAACAGGAUAUAGUUCUGGUUACCGUACAAUAUCGUCUCGGCGCUCUAGGUUUCUUGAGUAGUGGUGAUAACCGAGCUCCAGGUAACUGGGCACUAUUGGAUCAAGUGGCGGCUCUACGCUGGAUUAAAGAUCACAUUUCGGAUUUUGGAGGAGACACCGACUCGGUGACACUGUUUGGACAAGACAGCGGAGCAGUAUCAGCAACACUGCUUGGUAUGUCGCCUCUAGCUGAUGGGCUAUUCUCUCGAAUUAUUGCUCUAUCUGGUAACGCCCUGUGUGGCCAGUACAUCCAACAUAAACCAAGAGAAGCAACUUUGGAACUUGCACGACGGGUAGAAUGCUCUGAGAUGGGAAUGAAAGAAACGGUUGAUUGCCUGCGCAAGGUGUCUGUUGAAGAUAUUAUUCUUAAAUCCACCGAUAUGCAUAUGUUUUAUAGUUUUCCUCGGAGGUUCACGCCUGUGGUGGACGGUGUCGUUAUUCUGGCCGAUCCUGAAGAAAUGCUGACAAAAGGUUCUUUUCAUCGCGUGCCUACUUUAACCGGACAAACAAAAGAAGAGGGAGCCUUCUUUUAUCGACUGACGCUGAAUACGUUAAGUAACGGCCAUUACGACGACAGUUUUAUCGACCAGCUUCCCCGCCUUCUGCCAAUGAUGUCGGAAUUCGAUCGCAAGCUUCCGUCUUUAUCAAAAGCUAUACGACGAAAGUAUUUUCGCAACGUCGAUCUGGAUGAAGAGGAUCAGUUUAGACCAAAAUAUGUCGAGUUUUUAACUGAUUUGCUCUACACGCGCUGCACGGAUCGUUAUUCACAUCUACUCGCAAACCAUAGCGUGCCGAUCUAUCGCUAUAUUUUCGAAUAUCGCGGCCAAUAUAGCGUUGUAAACCUGCAGGGUGAAAUCGCUGACUUCGGUGUUGCCCAAGGAGACGAUCUUCAAUAUGUUUUUAGUGAUCUGUGGGGCAAAGAGUUUCUGAUGUCAUCCCACGAUAUCGAAUUCAGCCAGAAUGUCUUCGUCCCUUUGUUCACCAAUUUCGCGAAAACCGGCGUCCCUACUCCAAAAAUUACCGAUCAUAUACCAACGUCAUGGACAUCGUUUAAUAAGAACCGUCGAUUUUUACGCAUUGGUACAAUUUUGGCGGUUGAUUCAGAUUACCGAGCUGAUGCCACUCGUUUCUGGAACGAGGAGAUUUCUGCCAUAUAUUCAACUAGUAAGAUAAAUAAAACUAUUGUCAGCACUGCAAGUGCUGUAAAAGAUGAACUUUAAACAUACAUAUUAUAGAUGAAAACACAGUGCAAAAGAUUCUUCAUUCAAACAUUGAACUAAUUUUUAUCUCUUGAUUGUGUUUGUGAUUGUGUUAUUUUGUUGAUUGAUUGUGUUAUUUUGGUAAUACUUACCCAAAUAUUAUCUAUUAAGAAGUGGCCUAGCAGCUUUUUGAAACAUUCCUUGCCAUUGAACAAACAUUAAUGUUUGCGUAGAUUACUUUAAAUAGCAUGUACACAUCAUUCAAAGUUGUUAAAAAGUAAGUAGAUUCAUUGUACAGCAAAAGACUUGUAUUUUGGUCAAAACUUUUGCCGCAUCACAUUAGAUCAUAGGUACCGAAAUACAUCAUUCGAGUGGGAUGCUAAGAUCGAAUUGAAAGAUUUAACAUAAAAAACAAUUUUGUAUACUCGAAGAAAAUUGUGCAGAUCCAAUAAAGCAAUACAGGUGAA